GGUUGUUUAACAGCCAAGAUGGCGGCGACGAUGUUGAGGUCGCUCUCCAGGCUGGGAGGACGUCCUUCAAAUAGUUUAAUACUGAGCAAGAGUUUACUGAGCCCUGGUUGCACGCUGCUGCAGAACAGGCAGAAGCAAUGGCAGCCAGAUGUGGAGUGGACGGAGCAGUUUGCUGGGGCUGUGAUGUACCCCACCGUCAUCAACGAGAAAUGGACCCCUCCCCCAUGGAACGACAAAGACCCCCCCGCUGAGAAGGACGUGUCCAAUCUGACCAUUAACUUCGGGCCCCAGCAUCCAGCCGCUCACGGCGUGCUGCGCCUGGUGAUGGAGCUGAGCGGAGAGUCUGUGAAGAAGUGUGACCCCCACAUCGGCCUGCUCCAUCGCGGCACUGAAAAGCUUAUCGAGUAUAAAACCUACCUGCAGGCUCUGCCCUACUUCGACCGUCUGGACUAUGUGUCCAUGAUGUGCAACGAGGAGGCCUACUCUCUGGCUGUGGAGAAGCUGCUCAACAUCCAGGCUCCGCCGCGGGCUCAGUGGAUCAGAGUUUUGUACGGAGAGAUGACUCGGAUUCUGAACCACAUCAUGGCCAUCACCACACACGCACUCGAUAUCGGCGCCAUGACGCCUUUCUUCUGGCUGUUCGAGGAGAGAGAGAAGAUGUUUGAAUUUUAUGAGCGAGUGUCUGGAGCCAGAAUGCACGCAGCAUACAUCAGACCAGGCGGUGUCCAUCAGGAUUUGCCCCUUGGCCUCAUGGAUGACAUCUAUCAGUGGUGCAAGAAUUUCUCCCUGAGAAUUGAUGAAGUUGAGGAGAUGCUGACCAAUAAUCGCAUUUGGAAGAACCGUACGGUGGACAUCGGCAUUGUUACCUCUGAGGAAGCCCUCAACUAUGGCUUCAGCGGGGUGAUGCUGCGUGGAUCAGGAAUCAAGUGGGACCUGAGGAAGUCCCAGCCGUACGACAAAUAUGACGAGGUGGAGUUCGACGUCCCUAUUGGAACCAACGGAGACUGCUAUGACAGGUAUCUGUGCAGGGUGGAGGAGAUGAGGCAGUCGCUGAGAAUUAUAACCAUGGUUUAUUUACAACCCCCCUCUCUUUUUCUGCUCUGUGCUAAUGAGUGUGUAUUUGUGUGUCCCCUGUGCUCUCUGCAGGGGGAGUUUGGUGUUUAUUUAGUAUCCGACGGCUCCAGCAGGCCCUACCGCUGCAAGAUCAAAGCUCCAGGAUUCGCUCACUUGGCUGGUCUGGAUAAAAUGGCGAAAGGACACAUGCUGGCAGAUGUGGUGGCCAUUAUCGGUACACAGGACAUAGUGUUUGGGGAGGUUGACCGCUAACGUCAUGCUGCUCGUGAAGAUUUGGUUCCAUCGGCGCUUCUUUUCUGCUCACUUCAGUUAUCCUCUAAUAUUACAUGUACAAUGCUCAAAUCAACCUAAUAAAUGUUUUCUCUCUGA
Cyprinodon variegatus (sheepshead minnow) is the source of this 1443-nucleotide messenger RNA. RefSeq names its product NADH:ubiquinone oxidoreductase core subunit S2 (gene ndufs2). The record is from RefSeq and is a predicted model, not a curated record. Lineage: Eukaryota; Metazoa; Chordata; Actinopteri; Cyprinodontiformes; Cyprinodontidae. Gene Ontology annotation, biological process: mitochondrial electron transport, NADH to ubiquinone. Gene Ontology annotation, molecular function: quinone binding; NADH dehydrogenase (ubiquinone) activity; NAD binding. The transcript is spliced from 13 exons. Bases 19 to 1326 code for a protein of 435 amino acids.